This is a messenger RNA of Vanessa atalanta (red admiral), 3166 nucleotides long. RefSeq names its product ATP-binding cassette sub-family G member 1. The coding region runs from base 357 to 2237 and encodes 626 amino acids. The record is from RefSeq and is a predicted model, not a curated record. Gene Ontology annotation, cellular component: plasma membrane. Gene Ontology annotation, molecular function: ATP hydrolysis activity; ATP binding; ABC-type transporter activity. The transcript is spliced from 10 exons. Lineage: Eukaryota; Metazoa; Arthropoda; Insecta; Lepidoptera; Nymphalidae.
GACCGGGAGCGCAAGCGUGUUGUGGCUCGGAUCGUUCGGAUACACGCAUGAGAAGGUACGGGUUGAGCAGUGACGGGGGGUGGCUGGAGUGAUGGUAUUUGCUUUCAAGCUCACUUCAGUGCCAGUUUGCCACUGCGCGCCACAGCGCUGGUUAUGUGCAACAUUCGAUUUUGGAACAUAGUCGAAUGACAUCGCUUUUUUUGCCGCGCGGUUUGAAAGUUUUAUUCGUGCGGAAAUUAAAAGUGCAUUAGUGUACAUCGUUUUCUAUAAAGAUUUGGUGUCACUUUUUUCUAUUUGAAAUAUAUAAAAUUGUUCGUGUAUUUUGUGACUUAUCGACAACCGACAGCCUUCUCAAAAUGGAUCUGGAGUUUCGGAACUUGUCGUACACGGUGUAUAAUAAAAUAGUAAGAGGAGUGGGGAAGCAAGUCGUCAAAGGCGUUAGUGGCCGGUUUAUGUCCGGUCAACUCAUUGCUAUUAUGGGUCCGUCUGGUGCCGGCAAGAGCUCUCUAUUGAAUGUCAUUUCAGGUUACAAGUCCGCAGGUGUAAGUGGCGAAUUACUAGUGAAUGGACAACCUCGUGACGAGCAGCUCUUCAAAAGAUCAUCAUGCUACAUAACACAAGAGGAUCUGCAUCAACCUCUCCUCACGGUUCGCGAAGCUAUGGACGUUGCAGCCAAGUUCAAACUUCCAAAGGGCGUGAAGAGACCAUCAGAAGAUAUCUUACAACAACUUGGUCUAUUAGAACAUCAGCAUACGAGGACAGACCAGUUAUCUGGAGGACAAAAGAAAAGAUUAUCGAUAGCACUGGAGCUGGUGAAUAAUCCACCAGUGUUUUUCCUUGACGAGCCUACGAGUGGCUUGGACACAGUCACAACAGUUCAGUGUGUGAAGUUGUUGAAGCAGUUGGCGCGGCAAGGAAGAACCGUCGUGUGCACCAUUCAUCAGCCUGCUGCAUCUCUAUUCGAAAUAUUUGAUCAGGUAUACGUAUUAGCUGAUGGGCGUUGUAUUUACCAGGGCGACACAGACGCUAUGGUACCAUAUUUAAGCAGCGUCGGCUUACCCUGUCCAAGACAUCAUAACCCAGCAGAUUUCAUUAUCGAAGUAACAGAAAACCCACAUAACACAAAGAUGUUGUGCGAUGAAAUAUUAAACGGGCGCAUUUAUAAAUCAACUAAAAUGGACACAACUAUAAACGAACCAAUCAACAACAUGCAGCUGAAAAUCUGUUAUCAAAUCGAAGACGAGUCUGGUGAGACGGAAAUCGUUUUAUCGAAUGAUAAAUGUACUUUUAAAGUGAAACAGUUAAAUGAGAUAAGUAAUUCGACGACGUCAUUGGAUCAAAUAUCGAGAGACGAUUCGUCAUUGGCUUGGAUGAAAAUACAGGAAUCGACACAUCAAUACCCUACGACGUAUUUCCAACAGUUUUCGAUACUUCUGCGUCGAAUGUUGUUACAAAUAUCAAGAAAUAGACAAGCUUUAUGGAUCCAAACCAUACACCACGUGAUGUGCGCUGUGUUAAUAGGCCUGUGUUUCUUCGGCACGGCCAACGACGGCACCCAGAUGUUUAACCACUUGAAGAUGUGUGUUGGUCUUGUGAUAUUCUUCUCGUAUACGCAAAUCAUGGUACCAGUGCUUGUAUAUCCUGAGGAAGUUAAACUAGUGAAGAAAGAACAUUUCAACAGUUGGUACAGCCUCUUACCGUAUUAUGCUGCAUUGACGGUGUCGAAAUUGCCAGUCCAAGUUACCUUAAACAUGAUAUUUUGUACGAUCGUAUUUUUCAUGGUGGGAGUUCCCUUUAGUGCUGCCAGAUUUAUAGUUUUCUGUAUCGUUGGCAACACUGUUUCUUUAGUGUCUGAGGGACUUGGAAUGGCAAUUGGAUCAGUUUUUAGCGUGAGGAAUGGCUGCGCAAUCGGCCCAGCUGCCAUCGCACCAUUCCUUGGUCUUGCCAUCUACGGCUUCGACUUCGCCCACAGGAUCCCCCUCCUCAUGAACAUUAUCAUGAAAACUUCCUUCAUCAGAUGUGGUGUGGUCGCUAUGGUACUUACCGUUUUUGGCUUUGGUAGAAAACCACUGGAAUGUACCGACGUGUACUGCCAUUUCGCUAAACCAGACGUUUUGAAGCAGUAUCUAGAUAUAGAAAACAGUUCAGUUUGGCUAGAAAUUCUCAUCAUGGUAAGCAUCAUGGUAUCUGUAAGAUUCCUCUGUUAUAUGGGGCUCAGAUAUCGCUUUGCGACGUGAUUCACAAAUACUAACGUAAUUUAGUGGGAUGUGUAUUUAUUUACGUCAUAAUCUGAUGGGACGUCAGUACAAACUGUUCUAUGUGAUAGAUUUAUUUAAUGUUUGAAAUGUAUUCUGUUAUAGGGAAUAUAUCUCGCCAAAGAUUUUUUAUGAUUGUUAAAACGAAAUAAUAAUAGAUUUGGUCCAAGUGAACAUCGAGCUGUUGGAAUAGCUUAUCCAGUUAUAAUUUAAAAAUAUAUAUAUGCACACAACAGGAAAUAUUAAACUCAAUUGGAAGUUUUUCUAAUAGUUCAUUUUUUUUUAUGAGGUCGUGUGAGAUAUUUUUUGGGUAUAUGAAGGUACACACGGGUGUGAUGAGUUUAUGUACGAGUAUGGUAAUUCUGCUUCUUUUUUCCGUACCAUGCGUCCAAAAGAUCCAAAAUUCGAUUUAUAAAAAAAUUAUUCCAUUUUCGUUGUUUUUCGUUGUACAUAUACCUACGUAGUAAUAAAAACUUGCAGAACAAAUAUAUGAGCAACAAAUGCGACCACACCAUAAUACACACAUACAACACCAUAAUAUUUUUUAUUGGUAUGCAUUGGAUAUUUGGUAUACUUAAGUCAUAUGGAGAGUGAUUACGUUAUUAAAUUUAAUAUUAUCCACUGUCCAUAUUAUCGACUUCACAUGGAUAGGUACGUUGCGACGUUUUGAACCAAGUUCCGUACAUAAAAACGUCUAUUUUUUGGACACCUAUCGGUUGAGUACUUAAUAGGUCAUUAUAUUGACCUGAAUUCGUUGCUUUUGCUCGUCAAUUAUGUUAAAUUCAUGUACUUACUCACUGCCGGCGUUUUUAAUUAAUAUUCUAUUUAUAAAAUGUGUGAUGGAUUUUUACAUUUAUAUUGACACCAAAUGAAAGGAUAACUUAUAAUAACCUGUCAAAAUAUGUAUUUAA